ACGCGCGGAGCGGCAUCUUGAAAGCGCGAGGCUGACUGCGCGCAGAUGCGACGUCGUCUUGCCGUUCGUGUCCCCUCGCGCAGUCACGGCUCGCGCCUCCUCUCGAAGCGUUCCAUCGCAUCGUUUACGUUCCGCUCGUGUCCCCGGGAAGCGGGAAGGGCGUGCGCAGGGAUUCGUUUCCAGGACGAGGAGCUGCGUGAACAUGGCGUGCAUCGGGGACUUCGACCCCUUCACCGCCGCCAUCCCGGCCACCAAAGUGGAGCUGACCGUGUCGUGCAGAAACCUGCUGGACCGAGACACCUUCUCCAAGUCAGAUCCAAUAUGCGUCCUGUAUAUCCAAGGAAUUGCCAACCGGGAGUGGCGUGAGUACGGCCGCACAGAGGUGAUCGACAACACCCUGAACCCCGACUUCGUCCACAAGUUCAUCAUGGACUACUUCUUUGAGGAGCGGCAGAACCUACGCUUCGACCUCUACGACUUGGACUGCAAGAGUGAGAAGCUCUCGAAGCACGACUUCCUGGGCCAGGCGUUCUGUACUCUGGGUGAGGUGGUCGGUUCCCUGGGAAGUCGCCUGGAAAAGCCUUUGAUUGGAAUCCCGGGGAAGAAGUGUGGGACGGUGAUCGUCCGAGCGGAGGAGCUCACCAACUGUCGGGAGUCUGUGAUGCUGCAAUUCUGCGGGAACAAGCUGGAUAAGAAGGACUUCUUCGGCAAGUCGGACCCCUUCCUGGUGUUCUACCGCAGCAACGAGGACGGAUCCUACACUAUCUCCCAUAAGACGGAGGUGGUGAAGAACACUCUGGACCCCGUGUGGCAGGCCUUCAAGAUCCCUGUGAGAGCGCUGUGUAACGGAGACUACGACAGGAGCAUUAAGGUGGAGGUGUACGACUGGGACCGGGACGGAGGUCACGACUUCAUCGGUGAGUUCAGCACCAGCUACAGAGAGAUGUCCAGAGGCCAGACUCAGUUCCACAUCUACGAGGUCCUCAACCCCAAGAAGAAAGGCAAGAAGAAGAAAAAAUACCAGAACUCAGGGACAGUGACCCUGUUGUCCUGCCUGGUGGACUCUGAGCUCUCCUUUCUGGACUUCAUCAAAGGCGGGACUCAGAUCAAUUUCACGGUUGCGAUUGAUUUCACGGCGUCUAACGGGAACCCGUCUCAGCCCACCUCGCUGCACUACAUGAGCCCGUACCAGCUCAACGCCUACGCCAUGGCCCUGCGUGCCGUGGGCGAGAUCAUCCAGGACUACGACAGCGACAAGAUGUUCCCCGCGCUCGGCUUCGGCGCCAAGCUGCCCCCCGACGGACGGGUCUCGCACGAGUUCGCCCUGAACGGGAACCCCCAGAACCCGUACUGCUCGGGCAUCGAAGGUGUGAUGGAGGCGUACUACCAGAGCCUCAAGUCGGUUCGGCUCUACGGCCCCACGCACUUCUCCCCCGUCAUCAACCACGUGGCCAGGUAUGCGUCGGCGGUGACGGACGGCUCGCAGUACUUCAUCCUCCUCAUCAUCUCAGACGGAGUCAUCACGGACAUGGCCCAGACCAAGGAGUCCAUCGUCAACGCCGCCUCACUGCCCAUGUCCAUCAUCAUCGUCGGCGUCGGACCGGCUGAGUUUGACGAAAUGAUCGAGCUGGACGGAGACGAGGAGCGCAUCUCGUCCCAGGGACGUCUGGCCGAGAGGGACAUCGUGCAGUUCGUCCCGUUCCGGGACUACGUGGACCGCCGGGGGAACCACAUCCUGUCCAUGGCGCGCCUCGCCAAGGAGGUGCUGGCCGAGAUCCCCGACCAGUUCCUGUCCUACAUGCGGACGCGGGGCAUCAAACCGGGGACCUCUCCGCCCCCCUACACCCCCGCCAUCCACCCCCUCCUCACCCGGAGGGUGAGCCGGAUCUGAGGUCCCUCCCCCGCUCCUCCACCCUCCUGCCCCACCUCACAGGAGGUCCUCGUCUGACGUAGGCUCCGCCCCCCUGCCGCUCCGGGAGGAGACCUUCAAAGUCCUGAUGAUGAUGAUGAUGAAGAUGAUGACGACGACAUUGAGUGAACCAACCAUCUGUGGCGCUCACCCGCGUCCCUUUUGACAGACGAGUGAGGGGGGGGGGGGGGGGGGUUGGGAAGCAGCGUGUGGCACUCAUUUGGGGUGGAGGUCAAAGGUCAACUCGUCGACCCUCAAGAUGGACAGAUACAGACGAGCAUGGCUAUCAUCUACAUAGCGUUUAUCCCUCUAUCAUCUAUCAUUAUCCAUCUGUCUUCAAUAUAGCUAUCAUAAUCUAUCUUUUAUUUAUCUAUCAUUAUCCACCUGGCUUUUAUCUAUUUAUCUAUAUCAUUUCCAUUCAACCCUCUUCUAUUAGAUACUCUCACUCUCCUUUCAUCCGUCAUCAAUCGAUCUACAUCCAGAUGUUAUCAAUCAAUAUUAUCUCUGUCUAUCAGUCUACCCAUUAUCUCUGUCUGUCUAUCAGUCUGUUAUCCAUUAUCUCUGUCUAUCAGUCUGUGAUCCAUUACCUCUGUCCAUCAGUCUGUUAUCCAUUACCCCUGUCUGUCCAUCAGUCUGUUAUCCAUUAUCUCUGUCCCUCAGUCUGUUAUCCAUUACCUCUGUCUCUCCAUCAGUCUGUGAUCCAUUACCCCUGUCUGUUGUGUGUCAGUCAGUCUGUGUUCAUGUUUACAGCGACGGGACAGAGGCAGAUCUGCUAGGUAGUGCAGCAGGACUCGUACCGAUGCCGUCGUCCUGCACCACUCAGGGCUCUGUUGCACCGCAACUAAAACCCCCCCGUCCUCCACACACGCACACGUGCACACACACCACACAGACACACCAACGUGAACACACACACAGACACACACUUCUGCCCAGCAGGAGGGAGUCAGGGUACUGGUUGGGGGAUGUGUAGCCGUACACCGGACUCUCCCUGGGUACCUCGUACCCCCACCUGGGUCUCCACGGACCGUCCCCAGGUGUUAUACCGACUCACACACAGACACUUGGACACACGCCCAGGCAAACCCGCUCCAACGCUCCGUGUCUUAUUGGGGGACGAGUGUGGCUCCGGUUUCACUGAGCGGCGUUUUGUAGCCUCAGAAGCAUUCUUCCAUUUUGUCUCUACCUCUCACAUUGUUGUUAUGGCGGCGGCCGGAACACGACAAAUUGAGGCGGCUCGCAGUGACUACCGCCCUGGACGCCCGUUGUGUCAGCCGAAACCGUGAGGGGAGAGAGCUUUGACCGCUAUCUGAUGGACUCCGUUCCGGGUCGAUAUCGGCAGCCCUUCCUCUGCUGUAUCGUCAGCGUCUCUGCACCAGGACACAAAGCUUCUUCGUCGAUGGCCAACGGGGACAGUGUGCAUCGGGGCGGACUCCUUCAUGACCGUACCAGGGGUUUAGUUUGGCCCCACCUCACCUUCUAGACAUAGUAAGACUGCGAUCUAAACAGGUAACUGCACUGCUGUCACUUUUCUAAGCCAAGUGUUUCUGGGUGAGACUUCAACGCCGGCCACUUUUUUUGACCCGUGUUCUCAACGUGUGGAUUGAUGAUGUUAAGCAAAGCACAAAUGGUUUCACUGCAGAACAGCUGAGAUUAAUUCAUAACGUUCUCCGUCUUACAUGGAUUGGGCCGUCCUACCGCAGUGGGGGGACCCACAGCUGGGGGACCCCACUGUGGGUCUGAUGGGUCUCGCCUCCCAAAUUCAUCAACGCCCCGGUGAACACAUGCGCAUCGCCGACCCACUACAGUAGCACCUGGUAGUUGACUACCUUACGAAUCAUUAGACUGUUGAUAGAAACAGGACCGUUCCAAGUGAGACCCCUCUGUAGCCUAAUAUCUAUAGCUUAUAAGCAGGCUCCUGCGGUCCCCAUCUUCUUCUUAGGGGAACCCAAGGGUAGCCCGGACCCCUAGGUUCGGAACCCACUGUUCCUACUGCCUGGCUAGAACGGGGGAAAUACUGUGUAAUACAUUUAACUUGAACAGCAAUUUGUGUACAACACUGUAAACACUAAUGUUAAACACUUCUGUAACCAACCGAG
Molecule: messenger RNA, 4008 nt
Organism: Gadus morhua (Atlantic cod)
Lineage: Eukaryota; Metazoa; Chordata; Actinopteri; Gadiformes; Gadidae
Product: copine-8
Exons: 20
Coding region: 203-1891 (562 amino acids)
Biological process (GO): cellular response to calcium ion
Cellular component (GO): plasma membrane
Molecular function (GO): calcium-dependent phospholipid binding
Source: RefSeq, a predicted model, not a curated record